This is a messenger RNA of Mustela erminea (ermine), 2717 nucleotides long. It is a transcript of the gene CROT, whose product is annotated as carnitine O-octanoyltransferase. Gene Ontology annotation, cellular component: peroxisome. Gene Ontology annotation, molecular function: carnitine O-octanoyltransferase activity. Lineage: Eukaryota; Metazoa; Chordata; Mammalia; Carnivora; Mustelidae. The coding region runs from base 133 to 1971 and encodes 612 amino acids. The record is from RefSeq and is a predicted model, not a curated record. The transcript is spliced from 18 exons.
CGGCGGAGGAGCGGGCAGUGGCGGCUGUGGGCUACGGCGGAGUAGGCGAAGCGCAAGCGGAUCGGUGCCGCAGGCUCCUGGCAGUCCUAAGCAAUUCAUCUUAGUGUACCGUUUUCCUGUUUUGAUUGCAUCAUGGAAAAUCAGUUGGCUAAAUCAACUGAAGAGCGAACUUUUCAGUACCAGGAUUCUCUUCCAUCUCUGCCUGUUCCUUCCCUUGAAGAAUCAUUAAAAAAAUACCUUGAAGCAGUAAAGCCGUUUGCAAAUAAAGAAGAAUAUAAAAAAACUAAAGAAAUUGUCCAAAAAUUUCAAGAUGGUAUUGGAAGAAAACUGCACCAGAAAUUACUUGAAAGGGCAAAAGGAAAAAGAAAUUGGCUGGAAGAGUGGUGGCUGAAUUGUGCCUAUCUGGAUGUUCGUUUACCAUCGCAACUGAAUGUCAAUUUUGCUGGUCCUGCACCUUAUAUUGAACACUACUGGCCUCCAAAGGAAGGCACUCAGUUGGAAAGAGGAAGUAUAAAUCUUUGGCAUAACUUGAAUUACUGGCAGCUAUUAAGAAAAGAAAAAGUGCCUGUUGAUAAAUCUGAAAAUAGUCCUCUAGAUAUGAAUCAAUUCCGAAUGCUGUUUUCCACCUGCAGGAUUCCAGGAAUUACUAGAGAUUCAGUUAUUAGUUAUUUUAGGACUGAGAGUGAAGGACAUUCCCCAACUCACAUUGCAGUGCUUUGUCGAGGCCGAGUUUUUGUCUUCGAUAUAAUACAUGAAGGAUGUUUGAUCACCCCACCAGAGAUUUACAGGCAAUUGACAUACAUUCACAGGAAGUGCCAUAGUGAACCUGACGGACCUGGGAUAGCAGCAUUGACUAGUGAGGAACGAACUCAAUGGGCUAAGGCACGAGAGUAUUUGAUUAGUCUUGAUCCAGAGAAUUUGACUAUGUUAGAAAAAAUUCAGAGCAGUUUACUGGUGUAUUCCAUAGAGGAUAGCAGUCCACAUGUAACACCAGAAGAUUAUUCUCAGGUAACCACAAUGACCCUUACAGGAGAUCCAACUGUACGCUGGGGAGACAAAUCUUAUAACUUGAUUUCCUUUUCCAAUGGAGUAUUUGGCUGUAGUUGUGAUCAUGCUCCUUUUGAUGGAAUGGUUAUGGUAAACAUCAGCCAUUAUAUUAAUGAGAAAGUUUUUGAGAAUGAAGGAAGAUGGAAGGGUUCAGAAAAAGUACGGGAUAUAUCACUUCCAGAGGAACUUGUUUUCACUGUGGAUGAUAAAAUACUAAACGAUAUAAAUCAAGCUAAAGCCCAAUUUCUCAAGCAGGCAUCCGAUCUGCAGAUUGUGGUGUAUCCCUUUACAUCUUUUGGCAAAAACCUAACCAAGAAGAAGCUGCUUCACCCUGAUACAUUUAUUCAGCUUGCACUUCAACUGGCCUAUUAUAGACUUUAUGGACGCCCUGGCAGCUGCUAUGAGACAGCUACGACAAGGUGCUUUUAUCAUGGCCGUACAGAGACUAUGCGCUCGUGUACUAUAGAAGCGCUCCGGUGGUGUCAGUCCAUGCAGGAUCCUUCUACUGGUCUUCUUGAGAGGCAGCAGAAGAUGUUACAAGCUUUUGCAAAACAUAAUAAAAUGAUGAAAGAUUUUUCAGCUGGAAAAGGAUUUGACCGUCAUCUUUUAGGGCUUUUACUCAUAGCAAAAGAAGAAGGUCUUCCCGUUCCAGAACUCUUUACAGACCCUCUUUUCUCCAAAAGUGGAGGAGGUGGAAACUUUGUUCUCUCAACAAGUCUGAUUGGUUAUUUUAAAAUCCAGGGAGUGGCAGUUCCCAUGGUCCACAAUGGCUAUGGAUUUUUCUAUCAUAUCAGAGAUGACAGGUUUGUUGUGGCUUGUUCAGCCUGGAAAUCAUGUCCAGAGACUGAUGCAGAAAAGCUAGUUCUGCUGGUGUUUCAGGCUUUCCAUGAUAUGAUGCGGCUGAUGAACACUGCUCAUCUUUAGAGACUAAACAUUUAUUUAGCAUUUAUAAAAAUAUUAAGUGGGGUAUGGAGAAUGGGUUGGUGGUGUGAUAGAAAGGAAUAUUAAAGGAAACUUGUUAAAUGUAGAAAUUAGUAGAAUCAUGCUCUCUAAAUUUAUUCUAACAUAGGAAGAAAAAUAUUUUUAAGCUUCUUCUGAUGCAGUAGCAAUGCAAAUUGAUAUAAUGAAAUAUAGAACUAUGCAAAAGUUGAAGAUAAGUCUCAACAAUGCAAAUCUACAAAUUUUAAUAAUGCAAGUCUUAGAAGGAUUUUUGUUGGUUACCUAUAUAGGUUAUAAAUCCUGUCUCUGAACAUCAUUAUAGGGUCUGCCAAGCACUUUAACAUUGCCUACUUGCCAAAGGGUAUGGAAUACAUGAUUAGAUGUUCACUUCCCUGAAAUCAUUGCCUUCCACAUUCACCACAGGGAUACAAGCCUACUAUGUUUGAUGGGAAAGACACUACAAUUGAAUGAUCAUCUAAAAGUAGACUUAGUGUUGGAAGAAUUAGAAGAAAUUAGAAGAAUUAGAGCAAGGUUUAUACUCUGAAGCACACACAGAAAAACCCUAACAAAAUUCAUUAUAAUAUAUUGUACUUAGGUUUUUGAAUAUAAAAUUAAAGCACUUAUUUUUAAAAUUAGAGUUAGUGACUUGAAGAUUACUGAAUCAAAUUCUCAGGAUGUUACAAGUUUUCCCCCUGCUUUUCAAAAUAGAAAAUAAAGUUUUCAAUCAUGUA